UCGCUUGCGACGUUACCAAACAUCAACAGAGAGUUUAUUAUUUUGAAUGUGCGGAAUGGUUUGAUGGCAUUAUUUCCAUUUUUGUGUAUCAUAAACUGGACAUAUAUUAGAUAGAGAUAUUGUCUGUGGUGAGAAUGCCUCCAAAGUUACAGCUUGACAAGGCUGCCUGGCAGUGGGCAGAUAUAACCGACCCACACAAUGUCACACAGGAACAUGUCAACAUGGCCUACAGGCUCAACCUGAAGCCUUGCUCACAGGGAGCAUGCAAGAGGAACUGUAGGGGAAACCCAUUUUGUUUGAAUGCAUUAGGAGAAAAGUCUUGGUUUGCCAAGCUGGAUGAGAGAAAAUGGCAUGACUUUGACCCCCAGACAGAGAGGCGGCAAAAGGGUUCUUAUGUGGGGUUGAAGAAUCUUGGUGCAACCUGCUAUGUGAAUACCUUCCUACAGCUGUGGUUUCACAACCUCCCUGUGAGGAGAGCUCUGUACCAGUGGAGGGAAACUCACAUGCCGGAUGUGUUGAGUGAUGAUUGGACUCCCUCAACAAUCUGUGGACAUCUUCAAGUCAUCUUUGCCCUGCUUCAGUACAGUAUUAGAAGAUACAUUGAUCCAAGUUCGUUCAUCAACCACCUGGGCCUGGACGCUGGUCAGCAACAGGAUGCCCAGGAGUUCUCCAAACUGUUCCUGUCCCUGCUAGAGGAUGCCAUGUCUGCCCAGGCUGCUCACGGCAGCUCCAACAUCGUGCAGCAACAGUUCCGCGGGGAGUACUGCUACGUCACAAGGUGCAAGAACUGUGGCAAUGAGUCAAGAACGGGGUCAAUGUUCUAUGAGCUGGACUUGAACAUCAAGGGACACAAGUUAUUAAAAGAGUGCAUUGAGGAUUUUCUCAAGGAAGAGAAGCUGGAGGGAGAGAACCAGUACAUGUGUGAAUCCUGCGAGAGCAAACAGAACGCCACCAGGGCCAUCAAUCUGCAGUCCCUGCCUCCAGUCCUCAACAUCCAGCUGCUUAGAUUUGUGUUUGACAAAAACACUGGGCACAAGAAGAAGAUCAACAGUUUUGUUCAGUUCCCUGAAGUUCUAGAUAUGAGCAAGUAUCUUCGUAAGCCAGAGAACACCGCUGUGUACGACCUGACUGCAGUGUUGAUACACCGAGGCCCCAGCGCCUACAGCGGCCACUACGUAGCCCACAUCAGGAAAGGACAGCAGCAUCCGUGGUACAAGUUUAAUGAUGAGGACAUCGAAGAGAUGAAGGGGCGGAACCUGCACCUGGGGUCAGAGGAAGAGAUCCAGGAGAACUCCAAGGAAAAGAAAGGGAGAGUAGCUAAAGGUUGCCACUCUUCCAAGAAUGCCUAUAUGUUGGUGUACACGAGGCAAGGCACACAGGCAGAAGCUACCCCGGAGGAGUGCAGCAGCCUGGAGGGCCUCCUUCCCCCUGGGGUGCAGCAAUACGUCCUCCGAGAUAAUGACAAGUUUGAAGAGUGGAUCACAGACUUGAUCACAGCCAGGGAAACUAAAAUUCUGAGUGGGAAAUGUGAACAAGAAGAAGUCAGGGAGAAGUACCUGGCUCUGUUUUAUGAACCAGGCUGUGACUUUGAGUGGCUGAGCAUCGAUUGGAUCAGCAAGUGGCUGGCUGAUCCAGCAAAAGUUCCGAAAGUCAAGAAUCUGCAAUAUUUAUGUCAGCACCAAAAACUAGAUCCUGAUGUUGUGCCCAAGCUAAAGUGUGUCCGAUCUCAAGGGGCAGCACGAGUGAUAGAGAAACACAAGCCUGACGUGAGGCUGCAGGGGGAGCAGACUUUGUGCUGGAAGUGCGUGCGGAAUCGGUGUCAUGUGACAAGGAUGAAGCAGCAGAUGGUGAAUGAUGAAAAAGCUGUCAACAUGGUCUCCAAGUUUACAUAUGAUAGUGAGCUGUGCUACUGGGUGGGGAGGUCAUCACUGAGGAGCUGGAAGAAACUGGCUCUCUCCACCUUCCAUCAAGAUACGCAGCAGGCUACGGACAAGGUUGUGGAUGAGGGAGGGGAAGAAGAUGGUGAUGAACCAGAAGAGAAGCCAGGUGAUAUGGGAGGAGACAAGCCAGGUGGUGAAGGACAGGAGAAGCCGUCACGUGACUUGGGAGAUAAUGGGGAACAAGAUGACGAUGACCAGAAGUGUGAACUUCAGUUUAACACAGACCUGCUGUGUGAUCACAGUUGUCUCAAUCCUGACAAAAGUUGUCGUCGGCUGAUCCCUGAAGAAAUAUGGCAGCGAUUGAAGACCUAUUUUCCAACAUGUCCGCAAUACCGGAGAGACGAUGCUGUGUGUGAGAAAUGCCUGCGACGACAGCAGAGGAGGAGCACACCAAGGGUGUGUACCGACAGAGCGCUCUUACACAGAAGUCAGUGCUGGCUGACCUCUUUGCUGGGAGGAACCGGGCCCAAGUUGGAUGUGAACCAGCAGGUGAAUGUGGUCAGUGCAGUGUUCCUUGAAGAGUGGAGGAAGUUCAUCAAGGACAAUGGUAGACGGGAGCCUGUCACAUCUAUCGCUAACACUCUUCUCCUGUGCGAGCAUGGCGGCCUCCUCUUCCCACCAACACUCAAUGGCCAUGGUGAACUUCAGGACUGUGUUAGUUUGCUGUGGCCAUCAGAGUGGGCGAUGUUGAUACAGCACAUGGGCUUCGAUGUUGAGGUCACUGCCGUUCAGCUUGAGGAGACUGAUGGAUCCAGAUGCCUUGUUACAUUUCCAGAAAUCUGCCAGGACUGUCUGUCUCAUAGAUUAGCAACAGAAGAAUCUAACCGGUUUAUCUUCAAGGACUCUGUUGUGUAUGUCCGAAAGAUAGCCCAAGAGAAGAAGAAUGGUGUGGGCCCGGCACCACUGGAGAAGGUCAUGCCGAAAGGCUUGGGAAAUGGAGAGAACAGUAACUUGGAGAGGGCUGAGGACCCCGACUAUCUUCAGUCCCAGGCCAAGAAGAAGAAGUUGGAUGAAGAGUCACUGACAGAGAAGAUGAUGAAGAUGGAGGAGGUGGGAUCACUCAAGAGGAGGAGUCAGAGACAUCGGAAGACACGUGGAGAGAAAGAGGUGCUUGUCUCAUCUGAUCUGACCCUCAAAGACUUGAAAAUAAAGAUAAUGAAGCAGUUCUCCGUGCCACCAUUUGACCAGAACCUAUUUCUCGAUGGAGUGAACCUAAUCGAUGACUCCAGUACGCUACAAGAUCUGAAGGUAUCUCCUGGUGCUGUCAUCCUAUUGCAGGCUGACGAGCCAUCUGAAGAAGCAUAUCCCAUAGAGGAUAUAUAUAGAGGGUCAUCAAAACCAGAGAGAGGCUUCCAGGGAACCAACUUGCUGAGCACUUGAAAACAGACAUCUCAACACCACACACAUGGAAACAGACAAAGGGCAGAUAACCUCUCGUCUCAACUUUAAGAACUAUCCAGACAUUCGACUUUGAGUGUAUUGUAUUUGAACUGUCAGAAUUCAGCAAAACCGAUUAUCAUUUUCCAGGCUUGACAUACCGAAGACAAACAUUUUGUUCUGUGCUAGACUCAAGUUCGCCAAUGACAAGGUUGUGCUUCGGGAGUGACUUUGAAAAUCCCAUCCUAUUGUACAUACAAACUGACCACCUAACAGCAUAUGAUGUUGUGCCACAGCAAUAGACAAGGUCAUUCAGCAGACAGUGUAGCUUGGCUUUGUCAGUAUUAGAUAUGUCAAUAAAGAAACAUCUCCAGUG
This is a messenger RNA of Haliotis rubra (blacklip abalone), 3693 nucleotides long. RefSeq names its product ubiquitin carboxyl-terminal hydrolase 48-like. Gene Ontology annotation, biological process: protein deubiquitination. NCBI's taxonomy places the organism in Eukaryota, Metazoa, Mollusca, Gastropoda, Lepetellida, Haliotidae. Gene Ontology annotation, cellular component: nucleus; cytosol. The record is from RefSeq and is a predicted model, not a curated record. Gene Ontology annotation, molecular function: cysteine-type deubiquitinase activity; cysteine-type endopeptidase activity; protein binding.